Umbelopsis ramanniana AG is the source of this 769-nucleotide messenger RNA. RefSeq lists its product as uncharacterized. Gene Ontology annotation, cellular component: transcription factor TFIID complex; SAGA complex; SLIK (SAGA-like) complex. The coding region runs from base 40 to 657 and encodes 205 amino acids. The transcript is spliced from 4 exons. The record is from RefSeq and is a predicted model, not a curated record. Gene Ontology annotation, biological process: DNA-templated transcription initiation; RNA polymerase II preinitiation complex assembly. Lineage: Eukaryota; Fungi; Mucoromycota; Umbelopsidomycetes; Umbelopsidales; Umbelopsidaceae. Gene Ontology annotation, molecular function: protein heterodimerization activity; DNA binding; TBP-class protein binding.
CCCGUGUUUGAUUAUGUCGUAACUUGCUUGGCUCAGUCAAUGAUUAACACUAAACUUACAGCUGCAAGUCAACAACGUGCUAAAGUUGCAAUCCCGAAUGCUACAGCAGCCAAUGUUGCUACAGAACAAAACAAGUCUGUCCCUACAACCCCAGUCAGUGCGAAAGCUCAACUAUACCCCUUUACUCUUGGCCAUACAGUCUCGCAAAGCGGUGAAUCCACUUCUACGCCUACUGGGGUAGUCACUUCUGCACCAGCCGCCAUUCCAAAGACUACCUUUGAGGUUGAUAGCAAUCAAUUGUUGGGAAAGAGGAAAAUACAAGAACUUGUGGGUCAGAUCGAUCCUAGUGAACGAUUAGAGCCGGAAGUAGAGGAUGUUUUGCUGGAAAUUGCGGAUGAAUUCAUUGAAUCCGUGACCACAUUUGCUUGCCGACUUGCUAAGCACAGAAAGUCAGAUACGCUGGAGGUGAAGGAUCUGCAAUUGCAUUUGGAACGCAACUGGAAUAUUCGUAUUCCUGGAUUUGCUUCAGAUGAAGUUCGGUCGUUGAGAAAACCUGUUGUCCCGCCUAACCAUCAAUCAAGACUACAAGCUGUCAAUCUAGCUAAAAGCCAGACUGGCCCAUCCAUUGCUGGCAUGAGUAUUAAGAAAGACAAUUAGGCCACCCUGUGUUCGAGUCGACCCAAUAUUCUCUCAGGCUAUUUUUCUUUUGGGGCUACAUACAGCACUUUGUAUAUACAACUUCUUUUAAUUGUACCUUUUGUGGCAGGAA